AUGGAAGGUAAUAUUGAGAGCUUGUUGAGCUGGCUGCGAGAUUCAGGAUCCUUUGCACUAUCUGGUAAGAUAAAUGCUGUUGAUACGAAAGACUGUGGUCGAUGUCUAGUAUUGACUGAAGGUGAAUUGAGGAAAAAUGAGUUGCUUAUAUCCAUCCCAAGUUCUCAUCAAUUGAAUUACUCCACCGUUCUAUGGAAUAUAUCUACUUUUAAUAAGAACAUUAUAAUUCCUGGUUUAAAACUAAAUUCUUCGAAAGAUAAUGCCAGUGAACAGACAGAGUAUGAUCUAUUUUACUCAAAUGACGAUCCAAGGUAUAUCGCUUAUGGUAGACUAACCUCUGAAUAUCUGUCCAAUUUAUCUUCUUUCCAAUUGCUGACAUUGUAUAUUCUGUCAGAAUGGAUUUUUUUACCAGUGUGGUCAGAUAAUAAAAUUAAGUCAGAUUGGUCCCCAUUCUUUGAUGUGUGGCCAUCUAAAGCUGAUUUAAAAUCGAUACCAACAGUUUGGAAAUUAUCCAAUGACUCAAAUCAUAGAUCGUUGCUAGAAGUUUUACCGUCUUGCUCUAGACAUCAUUUGGAUAGAAUAGCAAAAUUAGUUCUGAAAGACUGGAAUAUAAUUAAAAAUGUUAUAGAGAAUUGGAUCCAAGAAUUACCAGGCACUUUUGAAAUAGAUAAAAUAUUUGAAGAUUAUUUGCAUAUUUAUUUUAUUAUCAAUUCAAGGUGUCUUUAUUGCGAGGUGCCGACUAAAUCUGAUGACAUAUUUAGUAAUUUCACUUUAGUACCAUACGUUGAUUUUAUAAAUCAUACUGAUGAGGUUGGUGUUCAUUGCUAUCCUCAAGUUAUGAAAUCAAAUAUCAAUGGUUCUGGAAUUGGUGAAUUCUGCGUUAGAGUUGGUGAAAGAUCUUAUAAGAUCCAUGAAGAACAGAUACUCUUCAAUUACGGUGCACACUCGAAUGAUUUCCUACUUAAUGAAUAUGGAUUUGUUCUAAAUGAAAAUCAGUGGAACUAUAUUGAUAUAACUGAAGAUAUAGAAACUUUGCUUCUCACAAUUGAUGGGGCCAAAGAGUUCCUUCAAGAACACGAUUAUUGGGGGGACUACACAAUCAAUACAGAUGAAAUUAGUUAUCGAACAUUAGUUGCCAUAAGCUUAUACUGCACCAAAGAUUAUAGAAGAGUUAAGUUGUUCAUGGAUGGCCUCAUUUCAGAAGACUUCUUCUUACCAAAGAUCAAAGCAUUUCUUGUUGAAUUUUUAAACAGCAAAUUGAAAAGUUUUAGAACCAUUAUAUCAGAGUUAGAGAGUAUGAUUGAAGAUACUGAUGACACCAUAUGCAUAAAAAAUUUACACACUAUCUAUCGCGAUUACUGUAAUAUUAUCACACACCAUAUAGCAAAGGUUGAAUAA
Molecule: messenger RNA, 1398 nt
Organism: Vanderwaltozyma polyspora DSM 70294
Lineage: Eukaryota; Fungi; Ascomycota; Saccharomycetes; Saccharomycetales; Saccharomycetaceae
Gene: RKM2
Product: protein-lysine N-methyltransferase
Exons: 1
Coding region: 1-1398 (465 amino acids)
Biological process (GO): peptidyl-lysine monomethylation; peptidyl-lysine trimethylation
Molecular function (GO): protein binding; protein-lysine N-methyltransferase activity
Source: RefSeq, a predicted model, not a curated record